Molecule: messenger RNA, 309 nt
Organism: Penicillium taxi
Lineage: Eukaryota; Fungi; Ascomycota; Eurotiomycetes; Eurotiales; Aspergillaceae
Exons: 1
Coding region: 1-309 (102 amino acids)
Source: RefSeq, a predicted model, not a curated record
AUGCUGACGUCAGAGGUCAAUAUCCAGACACCAACGGUGCUUGGCAUCUCGCUAGUAAGCUUUCCAGCGACACGCAGAACAGCCAGUGGUGGCGCACCUGUCUAUGCGACCAGGAGAGCGGGGACUAUUCAUGGACAGGAGCUCUUUAAUACACUUGGAAUGGAGGAUUCAAUUGUUACAGUGACUGCUAUGCUAGGACUUGUGGCGGAGCCACUUAAUGAUGCGAGUUUGAAACGAAGGGUAACCCGAAUAGUCGACGACUACCCAGGUAUCACAAGUGGCAUAAUUAGCGACCGAGCUGUGGCCUGA